AUGGCCCAGGAUGCGCGAGGUGGAGAGGUACCCGGCCUGCAAGGGGGAGACAGGGGAGCGAAGGUAGGAAGCCAACACCUGGUACGCGCCUCGGGACGACUAAAGGAUAAGUCACGACCGUCCGAAGGAGGUGGGGGGUGCGUGGGCCGAGCCUCUCUUUGGCUUCGGCUAGUGUGGCCGGGGCUGAGGAGGUGCGGCGCCGGACGAAGCCGCCGACCUGACCGGAGCAAAUGCGGUUUUCCCUCGGACGGUCGCGAGUAUGGAAGAACGACUGACUCGGGCGGCACGAUCACUGCCCGCACCAACGUGGCGAUGGACACCGGGCGGCCUUGA
This is a messenger RNA of Chaetomium globosum CBS 148.51, 333 nucleotides long. RefSeq lists its product as uncharacterized. Lineage: Eukaryota; Fungi; Ascomycota; Sordariomycetes; Sordariales; Chaetomiaceae. The record is from RefSeq and is a predicted model, not a curated record. Bases 1 to 333 code for a protein of 110 amino acids. The transcript has 2 exons.